CAUCGCUCUGUGUACAGUGACGAAUUUUAAGGGUUAAGUGGUGUGUUGGUUUUUGCAUGGUUUGUGUCAAAACCAGGACAUGAUAAUUAAGAUUUCAGCAGCUUUAUGCUGCUUAAUAGCAGCAAAUUAUGCUGCAAUCGCUCCCGGACAAAAUGCUUAUCUCCCUCCCAAAGACGGAUACAAAUACGAAAAACCCUCAGUGCCAUUCCCUCCUCCUCAACCUCCAAGACCUCCAUCUCCGCCAACUCAACCGCCAUAUAGACCCCCAGCGCCCACUCAACCCCCCUACAGGCCUCCAGCGCCCACCCAACCCCCCUACAGGCCUCCAGCACCUCCCACUCAACCUCCUUAUAGACCACCAGCACCGCCUCAACCUCCAAGACCAACCUACGGUCCACCUACUCCACCUCCCUAUAGACCUCCAGCACCGACUCAACCUCCCUACAGACCCCCAGCACCUCCAACUCAACCCCCAUACCAACCUCCAUCAAGACCACCACCGGCUACAGUUCCCCCUAAGUUUCGCCCAACUUCCCCUCCACGACCACCAACCGGACCGCAAUAUUUGCCACCAGAACGUCCAGGUUUUCCAACUUCACCUCCUUCGUACAGACCCCCAUCGCCUCCAACUCCGCCUCCUUAUAGGCCUCCAGCGCAAACUCCUCCUCCAUAUAGGCCUCCAUCUCCUCCAACUCCGCCUCCGUAUAGGCCACCUGCGCAAACUCCUCCCCCAUACAGGCCUCCUUCUCCUCCCACUCCACCUCCGUAUAGGCCUCCUGCGCAAACUCCUCCUCCAUACAGGCCUCCAUCUCCCCCAAGUCCACCUCCGUAUAGGCCUCCAUCUCCCCCAACUCCACCUCCGUAUAGGCCUCCAGCGCAAACUCCUCCACCUUACAGACCAGGCCCAUCACCAACACCACCACCAUACAGACCAACUCCUGGACCGAGACCAUUGCCAGGUCCAAGUCCUGGAGGAGACGGAUCCGAAACUCACGAUCAUCAUCACCACGUACCUGGCAUGCCUUUUGAUUUCAGUUACGCUGUUAAAGAUGAUCAUUAUGGUAACGACUACUCACAUAAUGCCAUCAGUGACGGAGAUCAAACUAAAGGAGAAUAUAGAAUACAAUUACCUGAUGGUAGGACACAAGUGGUUAAAUAUACAGCUGAUUGGGCUACUGGUUUCCAUGCCCAGAUAAGUUAUCAAGGACAACCGACGUAUCCGCAAUACCCGGGACGCCCCAGUGGUCCAACACCCAGCGGACCAUCAUACCCAAGUGUUCCUUCAUACCCUAGUGGACCUAGCAGACCAAGUGUCCCGUCUUACCCUAGCGGACCCAGUGGCAGACCGUCUUUCCCUAGCACACCUAGUAGACCUAGCACCCCGUCGUUCCCUAGCAUACCCAGCAGACCUAGCACGCCUUCUUUCCCGAGCACACCUAGUAAACCGUCGUUCCCUAGCACCCCGUCCUUCCCUAGUACACCUAGUAGACCUAGUACUCCCUCAUUCCCUAGUCCACCCUCUGGUGGUUAUCCCAGUGGAAGACCAGCAGGCCCAUCGCCCUCAUUCCCUAGUCCACCUUCUGGUGGGUAUCCCAGUGGAAGACCUGCAGGUCCAUCGUUCCCCACUCCAAGCAAACCGUCUUUCCCUGGUACGAGUACGAACCAAAUCACCCAACAAUACGCCCCUGGUGGUGGAUACAAAUACUAAAUGACACAACGAUUGAAAAUCCACACUGCCUUAUCGAGUGUUCAAAUGAAUUCAAGUUGCAAUAGUUUUUAAUCGCGCUUUUUAGCAAAACUUGUGAUGCAAUUUUUUGUUACCCUUUGUACAGGCAAAUCUUAGAUUAAUGAUUGUAUAUUUUAGAGUUUCUUGUAUUUAUUUUAGUACUUAUUUUUUGAUGUGAAUAUUUUGAAAUCACGUUUGAAAAGUCAGUUAUUCAUACUUUUGUCAAAACUUUUCUAUUUAUUCUUUGAUAUUGUAUCAUACUGUAAAAUGUAUAAUACGAAUGCAAUGUACUAUAAAAUAAAUUUAUUUUUAUACUGACA
Molecule: messenger RNA, 2046 nt
Organism: Tribolium madens (black flour beetle)
Lineage: Eukaryota; Metazoa; Arthropoda; Insecta; Coleoptera; Tenebrionidae
Product: extensin-like
Exons: 4
Coding region: 80-1708 (542 amino acids)
Source: RefSeq, a predicted model, not a curated record